AUGCCAAGUUGUGUAAUGUCGUAUCCGUUGAAAAGAGGUGAAAUGGUGGCACGAGAAGAUCCAAAUGGUAUUGUAGUACUAAAAUGGAGAGAUGUUCGCGAUGUCACAAUCUUAUCCACAAAACAUCCUCCCAUCAUGACUCCAAGCUCGAAUUCUACACAUCGCGAUCGUCCUACGAAAAUGAAACCUUUGGCGAUAAGAGAGUACAAUAUUGGUAAAAGUGGCAUCGAUAGAAGCGACCAGAUGGUGUCAUAUGCAACAAACAUACGAAAAACCAUCAAGUGGUAUCGCAAAUUAGCAAUAUAUUUACUUUUAGGUACAACGAUAGUAAAUGCACAUAUAGUGUAUCAGAGAGCUACACAAAAAAAAAUACAUAUAAGAAAAUUCCGUGAACUUUUAGUCACAGAAUGGUUGUCCUCAAAAGAUACUGUGCCCAACCCUAAUAGACCCAAAAGAAGGAAUCUGUCCCACCACUUGGAGAUCCGCAAAAAUCAGCAGGGGAAGCCUGUAAGAAAGAUGUGCGUACUUUGUUACAAAAAGAAGAGGAAAAUGGUCGAACGCCAACAAGCAAGAAAAAACCUUAAAAAAACAACAACGUAUUGUUUGAAUUGCCCAAAAUCGCCACAGAUGUGCUUGGACUGUUUCAACGAAUUUCAUGCAUAG
This is a messenger RNA of Megachile rotundata (alfalfa leafcutting bee), 663 nucleotides long. Its product is annotated as piggyBac transposable element-derived protein 3-like. NCBI's taxonomy places the organism in Eukaryota, Metazoa, Arthropoda, Insecta, Hymenoptera, Megachilidae. The record is from RefSeq and is a predicted model, not a curated record.